This is a messenger RNA of Pocillopora meandrina, 4952 nucleotides long. The record is from the annotation of a GenBank genome assembly. Lineage: Eukaryota; Metazoa; Cnidaria; Anthozoa; Scleractinia; Pocilloporidae.
AUGCCACCGUGCAAGUUGCACCACAUGAAGGUAAGAAUAUUUAUUAACCAGCCGCCUGUUGCUAAUUAAGUUCAUAUACAGUAUUGUUUAUUGAGUUUUGCUGAAUUAUCCCCACUCCUAAGAACAUUUGAAAAUUUGCACUAUUUGCCAAGUGAACGUAUUAGUUAAGCCAGAUUUGGCGAAAAAAUACAUAGUAAACGCGACGCAGAUUUUUCCCUCUAUGAUAAGUUUCCGUCGAUUGCCAAAGUCUGAAAUCGAAACUAUCCACCCUCGAAAAAUCGAAAUAACCACACAAAUGACGCUUUGUUACAGUCAUAAUUUUUUUUUUAAAAGAGAGGCCUAUAAGGGCAACUGAAAGUAGAGAGCACCCUUUUUCCAUCUCUAAAAAGAACCCAUUUUAUUCCCCUGGGCGCUUCCCGUUAGCAUGUGGAAAGGGUUGCUUAUGCAUAGCCACCUCCCUCCAAUCAGUAGGGACCUUAAGCAGUCAGGACGGCAACGCCAAGGAAGACUUCUAUUAAAAAUGAAAUUUCUACCUAUAAUUAGAAUUUCAAAAAUGGCUGCAUGUGAUUACCGUCUCAUACAGUGCCACACCUCAACUUCAGCAUAACGUAUCAAAAAAGCGUUGAGUUCCAAAUAGAAAUUAAAAUAAUUUGCCGUCGCGGUUUCGGUUCGCAGACGACGCAAAUUGUGGUGAUUUCACGUUGUUGUUUUGCAUAGGACGGCUCAGAAAUGUACAAACGCACGUGCUGAGCUAUUGUUCUACCCAUCAUAUCUUUUGUUUUUCCAUGUCCUCGUUGCCGUCGCCGUCGUGGUUUGCUUAAGGUCUCUAGUAAUUAAAUAGAACAGGGGUCGAUCCCUCCUAAAUGCUAAAUUUCAGCGUGAAGACUUCGAAUGAAUAACUCUUACUUGGUGUUUUCCGCUGACCACUCACAAUCCCAUCCUUUCGUUUACUUCCGCUUCGCUCCGUCGUUUAUCGUGAGAGUCGUUACUUUGGUUUUUACGCACCGUUUUUGACUGGAAAACCUUCUAGCAUGGCCAAAUUCAAUGUAAAUGUAGAACAGUGUAAAGGAGCUGUCUUGGUUGGUGAUCAUGCGAAACUGACUAUUGGGCCGACUGGUAAGAUAUCAGAAGGUACGCAACUUUCUCUGUUUGUGAGGGAAGUUUUCGAUCGGUGCUUCGACACAUGAAUCAGAAUAAUUCAUAACUUGUGGCUUGUUCGAAACAUGAUGAUAAUCUUCCAUUUAAAUACGUUAUAGUGGGAACAAUAUCAAACCUGAUUUGAUGUAGUUUAAAAUCAAAGAAAAUCGAUUGAGUAUCAAUUGUUAGCCAAGUCAGCCAUGUUAUCGGCCCACAUCACGGCAAAUUGCCUCUUUCUCCACUUAAUUUUUCCGCCUACGUUAUUUUUCAAACAUUACUUCAUUUCCUGUUCUCCCGCUCGAACUACAUCAUCUAAACUAAAACCUCGACGAUGCAGUACACAAUUUUAAUUCGUUCACUUCAACUCGAAAAAAUCGGAAGGAGCUUGAAGAGUUAUACUCCAGGAAUUAAUUAAUACGGUGUCAUUUAUGAUAACCUCAUUUUAUUCUGCAUUUUGGCCCUUUCUUUUCAUAUGGGUUUCUGUUAUACCGGUCAAAGAUUUACUUACAUCCUUGAUUACCGAGAGAAACCUCCUAAGUGAAAAUGAAAUGAGAAAACCCCUUUCCAACUCCUAAAAUAGCAACAACUUUGUAAAAGAGUAAUCAUGACGGUUGCAUUUGCAUUUAUUUGCUUCACGAAUCGCCUUCUUUUGGGAUCUCAGGCUUAGGUAAACCGACUUUGAACAAAUUGACCACAAUUUUCCAUUGUCUAGUUAGCCCUUUACACCCUCAUAUCAGUAUAAAUAUUCUCCAUGCCAGAUGCCAGUCACUCUUGAUAUUGUAUUGAUAUUAUAGGGAGAGAUUCUGUCUUGGUCUUAAAACCUUAUUGAUCAGAGAAGUGGCACCUCAAAGUUUUGAAUAAUGUUGAUGUCAUUUUUAUGAUCAAUAAGGUGAAGUACAUCAGAAAAUUGUGUUUUUCAACAUAGUAGGGAUUAUGAAGCAUUGCCUUACAUGCUGCAUGAUUUCUGUUAUCUACAACCUAGCUUAUUGAAAAUCUAGAAAGUUAUUGUUGGAAGCCUACCUGAUAGUAACCACAGAUUAUUGCAAAGAUAAUUGACUGACUUUGUAACUUUGUUAGGAGUACUAAACCAAGAGCACACCCCAGAGCAAGCAGCAAGAACUAAAACUAGUUGUAAGUAGAGUUUAUUUAUCAAGUUUACCUUUUCCAAUGUCUGUUUUCUGGGUGGUCUGCCAUUCAUUUCUAAAUAUUUCAGCUCCAAUAAUGUAAAUUAAGGUGAAAUUUAACACUAUUCUCCAAAUUAAAAUCUGGGUUAAAUUUUUCUGACUUCUCAUCUUUCUUUUGCUUAAAAUUGUGUUGAGACUGUAAGGAGAAUUUCCUUCAUGGUCAUGGUUGGUAGCAACAAGGUUAAAGGAGCUACUCCAUAGUUUUACUGUCUUAACCCUUUAACUCCCAAGAUCUGAUUGUUAAUUCUCCCAUUUAGCUGCCACACAUCUCCUUGUAAAUUAGUUACAAGAAUUUGGUAUUUGAUUAAGUAACCAUUUUUACCUGAUAAGUUUGUGUCUUCUCAGAACCUGUUUGUUGGAAUAUCUAUGGAUGUUAUAAGAGAAGUUACAUGUUAAUCACUUCUGGGAGUUGAAGAGUUAAAGAAGUAAGAUCAGAUCUUUUAAUUGUCUCAUAUGUUUCCUCUCUGUGCUUAGUCCUUCAAUCCAAACAGAAACUUAGUCAUUUGAAUUCACUUAUUCAUUUCACUUAUUUUUUUUCUAGCUCAUGCACCUUUUCAAGAGUCUGGGGAUGAUAUUGAUUUAAAAGUAAAGUCUGGUUAUGUGCUAGUAAUUCAUAACUACAGCUUCCCUAAGAGGGAGGAGGCUGUACGCCAUGGGUCAGAGGAAGAUGUGAAAAAUCUUUGUAGCCUCUUUGAUGAUUUCAACUUCAAAACCCGAAUUGUAAAUAACUUGACUCAAAGUCAGAUGGUGGAAAUACUCAGUGAAACUGCAGAGAAAGACUUCAGCAGAUAUGAUUGUUUCUUGUGUGUAAUCCUCAGCCAUGGUCUCAAAGAUGAGAUUCUUGGAAUUGAUGAUGAGAAGAUUAAAAUUGAAGCAAUCACUUCCAAUUUUCGCCGAGAUGCAUGUCCUUCUCUUGAGGGGAAACCAAAAAUAUUUCUGAUCCAAGCUUGCCGUGGCAAUAGACAGGAUAGGGUACCUAUUGAGAGCGACAGUGAGCCUGUUCCAUGUGCAAGCUCAUCUCUUCCAGCUGAUGCUGAUUUUCUGAUCUGUUUUGCCUCUGCCCCUGGUCACCAAAGCUACAGGCAGCCAGAGCUUGGUUCUUGGUUCAUUUCAACAGUUGUGGCAAUUUUUAAAGAGUAUGCAGAAAGGGAGCAUCUUAUGGAUAUGAUGCUGAGAGUCAACAAUCAUGUUGCAAAUUAUUUCAGCAAAACAGGCCUCAAGCAAAUACCCUGCCAAGUCUGCAUGCUGAGAAGGAAAGUGUAUUUUAGUCCAAAAUAUAAUUAACCCAUCAUGAAAUGCUCAUGACAAAUUCUGUCUUUGUCGUGUAUAUGAAUGUUUACUUAAUAUGUUUGUGUAAUGAGAAAAUUGUAGAUGAAACAUUGCCAGUGUACCUGUCCACUGGAGCUCAGAAGUGUAGUUACAUGAACUUUGUUAAAUUCUCCCACAGACCACAUCAGUAACACUGUAUAUUAUGUUACAGUGUAAUAUAUACAGUCCAAAAUUUUCAAUCCUUGCUGUAUGGAUGAAGUCUUUGAAAAAAGCAAUGCUGCAUGAUGCAGGAGUUUUAGUCUUAUUGUAACAAUAGUGGGCACACAAAGAUAAACAUGCUGUUCACUAAGUCAUAGAGAAAAUUGUAGGUGCUGUUCAAAGAUAGUUGUAAAGCAGUGUCUGAUUCAGGAUUUCCACUCCUCAAAAAGAAAUCAAACAACAUUCAAACCAGAUUCACUCCUUUGAACUGAGCAAUGAGUUAGCUUUGGUAAGAUAAGUUAUAUUGAUAUAUGGUAAGGUAGUCCUGGACUGGGUUGUUCAAAACACAAGUAAACUGUUGGUGUAAGUUUUAAAUUUGGUUUUAUAGCACUGCAAAAGAAUUUUUUGUUUGGAUUUUUCCCCAUCAUUUUUUAGUCAUAAUGAGAUAAAACCCAAUAGAAGCCUAACUCUUAUAUGUACUCUUCUACACAAGAAAUUGAAAUCAAUGUUUACUUUUAAUCCUAGAUUAACAUUUACCCCCUUUUAAAUAACCCAGCCCUGAGGUAAAUCUGAGGGUUCCAAUUGGUUCUUACAUGGUCCAGAUUUUGCCACACAGACUGUCUUAUAUGGUCAUGAGAUGUGUAUCUAUUUUUGCAAAUACUGGCAAUAAAAAAAAAAACAAGUUUGGUGCAAGUACCAUAUACACUUUGUUAAGCUACUUGCUAACCUUGCUUGAUCAAGCUGUACAGUAGAAAAAUUAGCCCUCAAUCAUUUUUGUAUGGACCUUGCUGCCCUUUGGCUGUAAUUCUACAAUAUUGGGCCAGUACUGCCCUCACACUUCAUUAAUAAGAAAUUAUAGUUGGGAUCAUCCAAGACUGAUAUCUUAAAAUUUUGGUAAUUCUUCCACAAUUUAUUACCUCAGGUUAUGCACCAGAUAUGGAAUCUGCAUACAGUUUGGGUUUUUUUUUUGUAUCAACUGUCUUCUUAGUCUGAUAUUUUUAUCAAUUUGAAGGAAAGUGGUCUGAAGGUAAACUCUAAUUUCACAUGAGUAGUGUCUUCUCCCUUUUCCAGCUGAGUGAAAACUACAAAAUUAAAUUACAUGGAUAAAUGUUGAUGCAACCUUAUUGCUAUGCAAAUGGUUAUACUGUAUGGUCAUUCAUUAGG